Molecule: messenger RNA, 1353 nt
Organism: Penicillium olsonii
Lineage: Eukaryota; Fungi; Ascomycota; Eurotiomycetes; Eurotiales; Aspergillaceae
Source: the annotation of a GenBank genome assembly
AUGUAUGAACCGGCCACUCUCACUCUGCAUCGCUUGAGUCGUCACAGUCUCCAAGAUCGAUAUGAAUCAGACGAAGAGACUGUAUCAGAAUCCGAUGCCGGAGCUCAAGACCUACUCUCCUCGCCCGUCGAGUCCCAGCGUGAAACCUUCGACUCGGACAUCAGCACGGACGACGCCUCACACAUGGGCCAUGACUCGGAUCGGGACGAGCGUCUCUUGUCGCCGCCGGCUGCCAAACGGGCCAGGCCCAUCUCUACCGACACCAUCAAGAGAAAUGGUAACACCGUCUUUGGCGAAGACGCCUACGUACUGAGUCCUGAAGAAGAUAUGGUCCUGGAACUACCUUCACCAGACUCCCCGAUCCAACUGGCAUCCAGUCUUUUCCUGCAGCCAUCCAUCUAUGCCGCCCCCAAGCCACGACCCGUCAAGACUAGAUCACGAUCCCCUUCACCAUCCUCCGUCUUCUCAGUCGAAGAGGCAGACAUUCAAGUGGCCCAGAAAGUCACCUUCAUGGAGCCCCGAACCCGUCCCACAGUCGUUUUGAUCAACGCCCUGGGCUCACGGUCCAAGAGCUCCAAGUCUCGCCCGAGCCCUCGCUCCCGGGACAGCAGUCGACCCCGUCCUGCCAUGAGAUCAGACAGUCGCCAAUCCCUCCGACCAGACUCAAUGCUCAAAGCCCGAGUCCCUCUCCAGGAAAUCACCAACCCCCCAUCCAACGAGGACCUCUCCCCAACAGCAACCAUCAGCCGCGUCACCGACAUCCCUCCAGUCCCUUACCUCCCAACGCCUCGCACCAUCCCAGCCGGACCACGCCCUCACCGGCCCCGGACCUCCAGCUCAGAAAUCGCCAUGCCUCCUCCCCUCAACGUGCGCACUCGCCGUCUAACAGAAACCCGCCCACCACCAUCAAUGCGCACCCCCAGCUCGGCCAGCAUCUCCCGCCCAACAACCCCAUUCUCCCCCGAGGAAUCCCUCUCCACGAUUUACGAUCACGAAAGUCUCCCCAGUCUCACUCGCACUUGCAGCCCUGUCUCCAUCGCUUCUUCACCAGCCAAACGCUCAACAAGCACCUACAGCGUCUCGAACAUCCUCUCCAACCGCUCACCACUCAUGCCCCGCCGCAUGACAAGGCAGCAUUCCUCCUCCAGCGUCGUCUCACUAAGCAGUCUGCGUUCGGAGUUCGAUCCCCGUGGUCCUGCGUCCUCGCAGAUCUCUGUCGUUUCCCAGCCUCCGCGUGCGGAUUCGACCCCGGUGCGCAAGUCGAGUCAGCGUCGCCAUCUGCGCCAUAAUAGCUUUGCGCCGAGUGGUCGUGGGUUCUUGGGGUUGAAGCUUGGCAGGAAAAACAAGUCUUGA